CUGGCUUGACAGACCGGAAUAAAGCCUGGUGAAUUUUCGUGCUCCGGCACGCGAGCACGGACGUUUUUUCGUGCCUUUUCUUUAUCUACCCUGAACACUUCCGAUGCUAUCUAGCUGAAAAUAAUUAUCUGGCACGCCUUCUCCACCGUUAGUGCGUCGGUUGCCCACAUCGCCGCCAAUUCCAAGCUCUUCUCAGAGACCGGACAUGUCCCUCAAAACAAUCUCACCGCAUGGUUAUAGGUCAAAAAUGACCCGACAAGAACAAACAAGUCGCCAAGUGCUUGAGCUUUUGCAUGCAGUGUCGAAAAGUGCUUUUUCUGGCGUCCUUUUGCGCAGAGAUAUCGAACCCAACGCCACAGAGCUUCAAAAUGUCAAAGCCCUAAAAAUAGGACCCGGGCCACGAGUUCGCCUUCGACUACGCGUGCCCUCCCACCUGUGUGAUAAUUACGAUAAUAAUCAUUGUUUGUUGGACGCAGGCGCCGUCACGGCGUGGUUUGACGAAGUCUCCUCGUGGGCGUUUGUGUCCGCGGACGGACGGCAUCGACCCGGUGUAAGCGUCAGUUUGAACACGACCGUGCUCUCCUGGGUGCCUGUGGGAACGGAAGUGGAGAUUCAAUCGCAUUGUAAAAAAAUAGGGGAGACAUUGGGUUUUGCCGACAUGAUGCUUCUGGACGUAGCAACGGGUAAAGAGCUCGCUCACGGUCGACACGUCAAGUUCUUGAAAAUGGGCACCGCUUGGACGGUGGCCAUGCAUGCCUGGGCCUUCCCGCUCACGUACCUGAUGGCCUCCGCCGUCCUUCUACCUAGCGUGCGCCAAAGGACGCAGAAAAGCUCUUCUUUCCCACCUGAGAUGGCACCUUCACCCGACCUGCCGAGAACGGAACCAGGAUCCGCCGCUUCGGUUCUCUCCAUGGUGGGGCCGCCGCAAUUUUGGCUGAGCGCGCUGCUCUUGCCUUGUAUCACCAAGCCGCUCGGUGGGCCGGAGAGAGGAGCCAGCACGCUUUGCCGCGUGUUCGUUCUUUGA
Molecule: messenger RNA, 1024 nt
Organism: Nannochloropsis gaditana CCMP526
Product: thioesterase superfamily member 2
Exons: 3
Coding region: 206-1024 (272 amino acids)
Molecular function (GO): fatty acyl-CoA hydrolase activity
Source: RefSeq, a predicted model, not a curated record